GCUUGAUGGAGGGUAGAGCAAGACAGGAGGAGAGCAGUUUUCAGCCCUUCUGAAUCUUUCAUAAGGGAGAUCCUCCAACAUCAAGCUGCCCGGAUGGACUGAGAGAAAGAGUUGAGGUGUGCAUUCAGUGACAAAGGGGCACAGAGAAAAGGAAGCAGAUAGAGAGUUCACUGAGCUGAGCACUUUACAGAAACCAGGAGGGACAUGGCAGAGAAGUGGUGUUGAGAAGAGGAAUUCUUCUCUUCUGGAAGGAGCUCUAUGUGACCCUGCUGUGGGUAAAGCUCCUCCAUGAACCUCUGAUGAACAGAAGACCAGCAGGAAAGCGUAGCGCGUGAGCCAAAGGAAAGAAGGAGGGAGAGGGCACGACUGCUGUGUGGCUAAUCCCUAAACCCGUGAAGAACGGGGAAAAGGGGGAAGGAUAGAAAGCACAGAGGCAACACAAACAACAAAAGGGUAUGUGUGAGCUGGCCUUUCCCUGGGUGAAUGUUUGUUUGUGUGUGAGGUAGCCUCAAUCUUUCCGCUACACCAUUUCAGCCCAGUAUAAACUUCUGGAUAGAGGACCAAAUCAGCUGUACAUGACCAGCUGAUGUGACUGAAUUAGGACUGAAAGGAUAAAAAGACUCAAUGCAGCCUGCAGGGAUGUCAUCCAACGAGCUGAGCGUUGAGAUGGACUCCUGCAUCCGGACGUUCAAGGAGCACAUGCACCUGGAGCUGGAGCCUCCCAAAAUCCCAGGUGUGGUGGGAGGGAAGAGGGGUGCCACGUCCCCAAAGCUGUCCCCAAGAAGCUCCCCGCGCCUCUUCCGCAAGCUGAUGGUCAACAAGAGCAUCCGACAGAGGCGGCGCUUCACUGUAGCUCAUACCUGUUUUGAUGUGGAGAAUGGCCCGUCUGCCAGCUGCAGCCCUCUGGACCCCCAGGCCUCCCCCGGCUCUGGUCUGGUCCUUCACACUAACUUCCCCGGUCAUAACCAGCGGCGAGAGUCCUUCCUCUACCGCUCUGACAGCGACUAUGAUCUGUCACCCAAGUCCAUGUCACGAAACUCCUCCAUCGCCUCUGAACUACAUGGUGACGACCUGAUAGUGACGCCUUUUGCUCAGGUUCUGGCAAGCCUUCGAAGUGUGAGGAAUAACUUCACUGUCCUGACCAAUGUCCAGUGUGCCUCCAGCAAGAGGUCUCCUGCAGCAACCACUCAGCCUCCGAUCACCAGAGUUUGUCUCCCAGAUGAGGCGUACCAGAAGCUGGCCAUGGAGACGAUGGAGGAGUUGGACUGGUGUUUGGACCAGCUGGAGACCAUCCAGACCUACCGCUCUGUCAGCGACAUGGCCUCCAACAAGUUCAAGAGAAUGUUGAAUCGGGAGUUGACGCACCUAUCUGAGAUGAGUCGGUCUGGGAAUCAGGUUUCCGAAUUCAUCUCCAACACCUUCCUAGACAAACAGAAUGAGGUGGAGAUACCAUCACCGACAUCCAAGACGCGAGAGAAGAAGAAGCAGCAGAAGCAGCAGCUGAUGACACAGAUCAGCGGAGUCAAGAAGGUCUCCCACGGGCCCUCGCUCUCCAGCAGCAGUAUCUCGCGCUUUGGCGUCAAAACGGAUAAGGAGGAGCUGCUGUCCAAAGAGCUGGAGGACCUCAACAAGUGGGGCCUGAACAUCUUCACCGUUUCUGAGUACUCCCACAACAGACCUCUUACCUGCAUCAUGUACGCCAUCUUCCAGGAGCGAGACCUGUUAAAGACAUUUAAGAUCCCCUCGGACACGUUCGUAGCCUACAUGAUGACAUUGGAAGAUCACUACCAUUCAGAUGUGGCCUACCAUAACAGCCUGCACGCUGCUGACGUAGCCCAAUCCACACACAUCCUCCUCUCCACUCCAGCCCUGGAUGCGGUCUUCACAGAUCUUGAGAUCCUAGCAGCCAUCUUUGCUGCAGCUAUCCAUGAUGUUGACCAUCCAGGGGUAUCAAACCAAUUCCUAAUCAAUACCAACUCUGAGCUGGCGUUGAUGUAUAACGAUGAGUCUGUGCUGGAGAACCAUCACUUGGCUGUUGGAUUCAAGCUGCUACAGGAAGACAACUGUGACAUCUUCCAGAACCUCACUAAGAAGCAGCGACAGUCCCUCCGCAAGAUGGUCAUUGACAUGGUUUUGGCCACUGACAUGUCCAAACACAUGAGUCUGCUGGCUGAUCUGAAGACGAUGGUGGAGACAAAGAAGGUGACAAGCUCUGGAGUGCUGCUGCUGGACAACUACACCGACAGGAUACAGGUGCUGCGUAACAUGGUGCACUGUGCUGACCUGAGUAACCCCACCAAGUCCCUGGAGCUCUAUCGGCAGUGGACUGAUCGGAUAAUGGAGGAGUUCUUCCACCAGGGAGACCGAGAGAGGGAGAGGGGGAUGGAGAUCAGCCCUAUGUGUGAUAAACACACAGCCUCAGUGGAGAAGAGCCAGGUGGGUUUCAUCGACUACAUCGUGCACCCUCUGUGGGAGACCUGGGCCGAUCUGGUCCACCCUGACGCCCAGGACAUCCUGGACACACUGGAGGACAACAGGAACUGGUACCAGAGCAUGAUCCCCCAGAGUCCCUCCCCGCCCUUCUACGACCAGGGCACGCACGGACACAGCGGAGGGACUGGAGGUCAGGGUGGCGGGGAGAAGUUUCAGUUUGAGCUCACCCUGGAGGAGGAGGACUUAGAUGGAAUAGAUGGAAAAGAUGGCGAAGGGGAGGAGGAUGAGGAGGAAGAAGAUGAGGAAGAGUUAGAAGAGGAGGAGGAUAGUUUAGGAGAUUCUCGGUCUCCUCCCCUGGACUAUUUGGACGGUCAGGAGCUGGACGAGGGCGGCAUGAUGGAGCCGGCAAUAGAGAUCGUGACACACGAGGCGUCACCCACAGACACAUAGGGCUUCCAUCAUCAGGCUCACAUGGUGAUUUGAAAGUUUUUUGGCAAAAGAGGGGAGAUCCUCUUGCAGCUGUGCUUUUUAAUAAGCCCACAGAAGCAAGGGCUUAGUUUGGUCCCGCACAGGGGCGUCUUGCACUUGGGUGUUUGAAGCCAGACACGGACGGACAGUUUCAGUGAGGCGGCUUCAGAGUUCUCAGGAAAUAAUUACUGCGAACAUUUUAGUCUUGAUGGACAGACGAGACUGAAGGUGGAACUUGAAGGAUUUUGGCCAGUUUGGGAAAUGGUUACUUUUCUUUUCUGGACUGGCAUUAAAUGGACAUCGACACUACUGAGAGAAGUUUUUUACCUUAAGACUUUUUUACAGAUAUGAUAUGAUCUAGAAGUAGCAUAGAGUAAGAUCUACUGACGGAGACACAUUUGUAUAGCAAGAGAAAGUGUUUACUUUUUUCCUGUACCAUUUGUCAAAGGACUUUUGUGUGCCUUUUUUACUAUUGUCUUUAUAAUAGUUUUUUUUAUUUAUUGAACACUCUAGUAUGUCUGUGAAAUGUUUUUUUUCUUAUCUGAAAGAGCAAAAUCUUUUUUGUAUGUUAAAAAGAGAACAGUCUUCCAUGUAUUGGGCAAUAGAGAAAUCCAAACAAACGUCGACAAACAACUCUUGGACAAACUCAUCUGAAUAGGGAAACAUUAACACCCACAUUACACGCACGUUUUGUCACAUUUGUUUUUCCAAUCUGAGCACAAUGUUUUACACAUGGAAUACAAAUGUUCACUCAUGGUUCAUGUUACAUGUUUAGUUUGUUGCUUUCUAUAUCAGAUGUCGGUCAAUGAAUGUCACAGUCACACUGAAAUACAUCCCAACUAUUUUCUUUCUC
Centropristis striata (black sea bass) is the source of this 3754-nucleotide messenger RNA. RefSeq names its product phosphodiesterase 4B, cAMP-specific a (gene pde4ba). The record is from RefSeq and is a predicted model, not a curated record. Lineage: Eukaryota; Metazoa; Chordata; Actinopteri; Perciformes; Serranidae. Gene Ontology annotation, molecular function: transmembrane transporter binding; 3',5'-cyclic-AMP phosphodiesterase activity. The coding region runs from base 625 to 2883 and encodes 752 amino acids. Gene Ontology annotation, cellular component: perinuclear region of cytoplasm; cytosol; nucleus. The transcript is spliced from 14 exons. Gene Ontology annotation, biological process: signal transduction.